Messenger RNA from Rhea pennata, 3066 nucleotides. RefSeq names its product transmembrane protein 128 (gene TMEM128). The transcript has 5 exons. The record is from RefSeq and is a predicted model, not a curated record. Bases 7 to 528 code for a protein of 173 amino acids. Lineage: Eukaryota; Metazoa; Chordata; Aves; Rheiformes; Rheidae.
CCCAAGAUGGAGGCCGGGCAGAGCGGUGGGGACGCGCUCCCGCGGCUCCGGCGCGCUCUGCGGCAAGGCGCGCAGCCCCGGGAGCUGCUGCUGCAGCAGCCGCCCUGCGGCGGCGGGACGGCCGAAGAGUCCACAGCUGCAACGAAGAAAAGAAAGCCUCCACCAAGACUGAAUAUUCAUUCUGCAUUCUGGAUUUUGGCAUCAAUUGCUGUGACGUAUUACUUUGAGUUUUUUAAAACUGUUAAAGAAACUAUUCAGGCAGAUAGUUGGUGGUUUGCCUCUGGCAGUUGUUUAUUGGCUGCAUGUUUAUCUGUUGCUUUUUACUGCAUAGUGUAUCUUGAGUGGUAUUGUGGAAUUGAGGACUAUGAUGCAAGGUAUCCAGUACUGAUACCCAUCACAACAACUACCUUUAUUGCAGCAGCAAUAUGUUUCAACAUUGCCCUAUGGCCUGUCUGGUCAUUUAUCACACCUUUGUUGCUCUUCACUCAGUUUAUGGGUGUUGUGAUGCUUGUGUCACUCCUGGGAUAAGUCCUUCAGGAGAAUGUAGGGAAGCCAACUGAUUUUCGCUUUCCAUCACAAAUCCGUUCCAGUGAGGAAGUCUAUCCAGCAUUUGUAAGAAUGCAACAGGAAGAAAGGCUGCAUUUUUUGAGUGAUACUUCUUAUAGUACCAGAGCUGUAGGCAAAAAAAAACCAAAACAAAACAAAACAAAAAAAAAAAAAAAAAACAAAAAACUAAUAUUUGGGACACUGCAUUUAUUUGCCUAAACCACUGAAGACGUGUAUCUUUUCUUAAUUCCUGGAUAUCAAGAAGCCGAUUUUUUAAGGAGGUAAUUAAUUUGGAUCAUACUCUGACAAAAGCUAUGCCCUCCUGAAAAAUAUGGUACUUGCCUCAGAACCUCUUUACUGUAUUAUAGGAGUUUGAGUCACACUUGCUAAUGCAAAGUUCUUCAGUUCAUGUUCGUUCCUUCUGCCACUAGGCACAUUCUGGUGAGCACUGGAAGGAGAUAGGGAGAGUAGGCUUUGUGGUCUGUUAGAACCUUGAUCAUAUUAGUAGACUAAAACAACAAUUCUACAUUAAAUUAUACUUAGGUGGACCUAGAAAGUGUGAAGUAAAAAUGUAUUACAAAUGUUCUGAACAGCUGAACCUUAUGAAAAUGUUCAGUUUUUCUAUGUGAACAAAUGAAUUCUAUUAUACAGCAAACUGCACUGUACUUGGUUGCAAAGUCAUCUAACUAAUCAAUAUCAAAUUAGUACAACAUACAGUCAGUAUGUAGAGAGACUAAAGCUAUCCUUACUGUUUUUUAAAGUUGGAUUUGGAUUUUUUUUUUCUCUCAGCUUCAUGUGAGGACUCACAUAGCUGUUAUUCUGAGAGUGAAUGUCACUUAAAUCACAUUCCAGUGUUUUGAUACAGUUUUUAAUACUUCUUGUUUGCUAUAACUAAUACUAUAAAGACUACUUGAUUUUAAAAUCAUAUAGAAAUAAUCCUGGUUAAGCCACUGGCUGUGAAGAAGCAACUUCACAGAUGCUUCUGUUUGAUUAGCAAAGAACAGAAAGGCAAAUAGGUUUGACAUCUCUUAGUAACAAAACUUUUUGUCAUGGCUUUGUAAAGCUUUUGUUUGUAUUUCCAUAUUAAGCGGAUGGGUAGGUGAGUUGUACAUUCCUAUGUCCUAUUUGCUGAAAAAUCUUAGAAUCAUGAAAUCAUUUAGGUGGGAAGGGACCUCCAGAGGUGACCUAGUGCAACUUCCUGCUCAGAGCAGCUCUAUUGAUUUGAAAGUAAUUGAUAUUUAAAUUCCAGUGUUGUGUGCUUUUAAUACUAUAUUUGAAUUGACACUGUUGCUAUUUGGAAACUGUAUAUGCACUUGUAAACUUAUCUAUAGAUGACACAUAGAUACUUCUUGAUCUAUUAAACUUGUAACAUUAUGUAGGAAAUGUAGGAAAGAUUUUAUUACCUAAUUUCUUGACUUCAGAUCUACUAGUGUUGGGGAAAAAAAGAAAUGGGAUCUGAGUAAGGGCCUAGAAAACUAGUUGAAGUUUACACCAUUGUUAACGUGAUGGUGCCUUCAGUGAAAUAAAUGGGUUACAUUUUUGCUGAUGUGGUUUCUCUGUAGCCAAAGAUGGAUGGUCAAUCUGCAAAUGACCAGCAAUAUAACAAACAGUUGUCACACUAGAUAAGAAGAUAAGAGCACAAAGCAAAUUCUUUUGAUAGAUGCACAAUUUUCCAGUACUCAGAAUGUUUUUGAUCUGUAAAUUAACUUUUCUUUCUUAACAGCGCUUAUUAAUGAAGUUGCCAUUUUUCUUCCUCAGUAAUAGAGAGACCGAUAUUAACUUAAAUGCCAUUAGCCACACACAGAUGGGAAAAUAAAAUAGCAUUGUUUUUUACUUUGGUUGAGACACUUUAAGCAUCUGGAAACCUGGACAGCAUCUGGUCCUUAGAUAGUUUUAUAUGAAGCAUUGUGUUAAAUACUUUCAAACCUACACUUUUUGGAAGAUGCAAGUGUGUAGAAUGCAGGGACUGAAAUUUGUUAAAUAUUACUUCUUGUGGCUGUUGCUUGAAGUCUAGACUGUAAGAAGAGAUUAUGUUCUUAAUUCUGACUUUAAAUUCACACCACACUAUGUGAAAUGUUCUAUAGUGAACAAGAUGUCUUAAGCAGCCAUUGUUUCAUUAUGUACUGACAGCAACUUUUUUUCCACUGUAAACGAGAAAAUCCUCAUAUUCAUCCUCAAUACUCGUCUGGUCAACCAAAAUAAAAUGUGUAGCACUACUGUUGUUAUACGAGCUUGUAGAGUAAAUUAACAGAUUGAUCUGUUCAGUAUUCCAGUUUUUGAAAAAUUAGUUGUUCUUCUAAUCUUAAAGGAGCAAAUUGCUUAUCUUAUGGUCUUCAUAUUUUAAUAAUUCGACAAUUUUACAUCACAUAAGCAUGUACUUUUGAGUAACUUUUUAUUAUAUUUAAAUGUGCUUUUGCUCAGGGAGGUAGUCAUCACUGCAUUUGUGUUUAUCGACUAUAUAAAUGCUGGAGGUGCUUUAAGUUGCCUUGUACUCUUCAAUUAAAGUUACUAUUUACUACA